UGAGACAUUUUCUCUUUGGGUUUCAAUCUUGGGGUAAAGAAAGAGUGUGUGCAUGUGUAGGUGUGCAUACCACUUGUAUCUUUUGCAAGAGGACAGCUCCAGUAGGGGCUCCUGGGUCUUUACCUUCUACUUACUUGUAUCAUAAAUACCGCUUACAACUCAACACACUACUUCUGGAGAAGUCUUUCCAUUUUGUCUUGUUGGGCAGAGCCUGUAGAGGCCCAGUCAACCCAUAGGAUGCUGGUGUUAGGCAGCCAGGAUGAGCUGCAAGUGCUGAAGAAAGAGCUGAGAUGUUGCUUCCCAGAAUCUCUGAAGGUCUAUGGAGCUGUGCUGAACAUCUGCCAGGGAAAUGCUUUUCAUCAGGAGGUUCUGGUAGAUUCCUGGCCCAACUUUCAAGUGGUUAUUGCACGGCCCCAAAGAGAGAAAAUACCAUUGGAAACCAACUACUUCACCCAGUCCUAUGCAGUUUUCUGUAGGCUCCUGAGUGCCUUUGAAGAAUUGGUUAAAGAUACUGAUGCUAUCGACUGGAAACAGGAAUUUCUACUACAGGCUUUGCAAGUCAGUGUGUAUCAAAGGUCCCGGAGCCUCGCUGCUGCCAGGUGUUCUUCUGCAAAGUUGUUGACUCAGACCCAAGUUUUUAUUCUGCAGAACCCAUCACAUUUGCCGGCUGCUGUAGCCAGGUCUGGUUCAGAAUUGAAACUCUCAUCCCUCAAAAUCACUGAUGCUGCCCUGCUGAAUGAGACGUGGAGCGUAGGGGGAACUGAGCAGAGCCUGCAGUACUUAUCUCAGCUAAUCCAAUGCUUCCCUAGCUGUUGUCUUCUGGAUGCCGGAGGAUGCCCAAUUUCAUGGGUCCUUCUGGAUCAGUUUGGGAGUUUGACCCAUGCUUACACCAUGCCUGAGCAUCGGGGCAAAGGCUAUAUUCAGAUGGCGAUAGCAGCAUUGGCAAAGAAGUUACACAGCAUCGAUUUUCCAGUGUAUGGAGAUGUUUUGGAAAACAACACAGCUAUGCAGAGGGCCAUGAAAAACAUGGGAGCCCACUUCACCAGUUGCUCUCUGCUUUACGACCUGUAUACCCCUCAGGCCUCUGUAGACGCUGGCUCUCCAAAUAUUCAAAGAGUUAUAUCAGAGUCAACUCUAACCUAACUUCUCCAGGCACUAAAUCCCAAACUUUAGCCUCAUAGCCAAUCAGGUAACAGGUAUGCUCAGUAAGUUGCUGAAAUGUUCAUGAAAAGCCUCUUAAAUUAAAUUAAAUAUGCCAUUUGCCUAUUGCUGGAUAUUGAAUGGUUUGAAAAGAAGUACAUUGAAUGGGCAACUUCCCUGAGGUCCAGGGAGAAGGAAAAUUUCUGCCUUUGAAUCCUUUAAGGACCAUUUUGAAUGGAUUCUGAAGUGGCCAGAAGUCUAAUUCUGGUUUUUUUAAGAAGUGCUUUUUAAUAUUAAAAAGGGCAGUCUACCUAUUUAAAGACCAAAACUAGUAUUCCUAGAGGCUUCUAGGUGUUACAAAUUAGCUUAAUAUUUGUUUAAGGGAGGUGGUAGAGAUG
This is a messenger RNA of Anolis sagrei ordinatus, 1538 nucleotides long. Its product is annotated as glycine N-acyltransferase-like protein 3. Gene Ontology annotation, molecular function: glycine N-acyltransferase activity. Gene Ontology annotation, cellular component: mitochondrion. NCBI's taxonomy places the organism in Eukaryota, Metazoa, Chordata, Lepidosauria, Squamata, Anolidae. The record is from RefSeq and is a predicted model, not a curated record.